AUGUCCACAGCAGACGAUGCUUCGAACCCCUACUAUACGUACUACAAACCCUCCAUUCCUGCAGCGUUCGCAGUUGCCAUCCUGUUCUGUGUGGUCAGCCUGGUUCAAAUAUGGAGGAUAAUAAGGACGCGACAAUGGUUUGGCAUUGUGAUCCUUGUUGCAGCAGCGUUUGAGGUCGUUGGCCUGCUCGCACGAGCUGAUUCAAGCAAGCACCUCCAGAAGAAGUCACCAUACGAAAUCCAAACUAUCCUGAUCCUCCUCGCACCCAUCCUAUUCGCCGCUUCGGUCUACAUGUUCCUCGGUCGUCUGAUCCGUAAAUCAGGGCACCCAGAGUUAUCCUUCAUCCGCAUAAACUGGGUCACCCCGAUUUUCGUCACGGGCGAUAUCUUUUGCUUUUUUGUUCAAGCCGUCGGCGUCGUUAUCCUGCUCCGUGCCGAGUCUCAAUCCAAGCUCAACUUGGCCAAAGCGAUAAUUCUCGCUGGUCUCGGCCUGCAAGUGUUCUUCUUUGCUAUAUUUGCCUUGGUUGCCGUUCUUUUCCACAUCCGAUUGAGUUCCCGUUCCCGCCGCGGAGGGCAAGUCGUUCACCAAGGCGUGAAUGUGACUAUCAGGCUGUGGAAUCUCUAUCUCUGCAGUUUGCUCAUCACUGUCCGAAAUAUCUACCGGUUGGUGGAAUAUGCGACUGGUACAGACGCCUAUCUUUCGAGGCACGAAUGGCCUGCUUAUGCCUUGGAUAUUGGGCUGAUGUUUAUCAUCAUGGUUAUCUCCAACUUCUGGUAUUUCCGCAAAGCUAAGGAUAUUUACGAGCCCCCUGCUUUCAGUACGAGUUCCGAAUAUCCUCUGGCUGAGCAACGGCUCCUUGAGCCAGAGUUGGCCCACGGACAAUCCCGUAACUUUGGAUAUCACCAGCCUCCUGGAUAUUCCCAUGCUUGA
Molecule: messenger RNA, 930 nt
Organism: Penicillium hordei
Lineage: Eukaryota; Fungi; Ascomycota; Eurotiomycetes; Eurotiales; Aspergillaceae
Product: RTA1 domain-containing protein
Exons: 2
Coding region: 1-930 (309 amino acids)
Cellular component (GO): membrane
Source: RefSeq, a predicted model, not a curated record